UAUUGAAAACCGUUGAAAGCAAUAAUGCUUGGUCAUAUGCUUCUCAGUAAGAUAAACUCAAGACGAAAUAAAAAACAAGGAAAAAAACUCAACAGUUAAAAUGUUGGUGAGAGCGGCGUAUUCGAUUUUUUUCCUCUUCAUUUGGUGUUACUUGUCACUUGGAUACAUCACACGCCUGCAUUGUCGUCGCCAUGGAAAUUUCUCCAUCAUUAAAUUAAACACAAGGUUUAAUGGUAUUGCGGAGAAAUCUAUGGAUGGUUUGACAAGAUCUGAAUGCGUUUUAUCAUGUCUGACAUGCGAUAGUUGCUCGUUUGUCAAUUAUCACGCAACGAAUCUUGCGUGCGAGUUAAUGAACUCCGAAGGAAAUGAAACACCAGAAGAAGGUUGGCAAUUUUUGUCAACAAAUUAUGGAACGAGAAAUAGGGGACCAAUCUGCCGUUCAAUUAGUCCGUGUGCUCUCACAGAAGCUUGUGUUGAUACUUGCUUUGAAGACGAUCAAGUGGGCUACAAGUGCAUACCCAAUCAGUUUAAAAAAUUGCCUCCUGCGAUUAUGGGAGCGUAUCCGCAUGAUGUUUCACACCCAAUAGGUUACUUACAGGACGGGAAAGAUUAUACUUACGCUGGAGCUCUGGGUGCUACCAACAGUCACUUUGUCAUACAUUUCAGUACGACAAUACCCGUUCGAUUUGUAACGAUUCGUUUGCAAUCGACUGUUCAAAAGGGUGUAAUCACAGUUGAUAAUAAAAUUUGUUCAUGAAUACCAGAGUUGGCUGGUGUUGAGUUUGUCGUGGAAUGCAAUUCAUAUUUAUCCGGUCGAAUAAUUGUUUUCAGACAUCUACUGGGCUCUUCACAAUCAUUGGCUGUGAACGAGUGGUAUGUUUAUGGUGACUUAUAAACAAAUCAAAUAAGAAAA
Hydractinia symbiolongicarpus is the source of this 913-nucleotide messenger RNA. RefSeq lists its product as uncharacterized. The transcript is spliced from 4 exons. The record is from RefSeq and is a predicted model, not a curated record. NCBI's taxonomy places the organism in Eukaryota, Metazoa, Cnidaria, Hydrozoa, Anthoathecata, Hydractiniidae. Bases 101 to 757 code for a protein of 218 amino acids.